Molecule: messenger RNA, 11289 nt
Organism: Arxiozyma heterogenica
Lineage: Eukaryota; Fungi; Ascomycota; Saccharomycetes; Saccharomycetales; Saccharomycetaceae
Gene: TRA1
Product: histone acetyltransferase TRA1
Exons: 1
Coding region: 1-11289 (3762 amino acids)
Biological process (GO): regulation of DNA-templated transcription; DNA repair
Cellular component (GO): SAGA complex; NuA4 histone acetyltransferase complex; nucleus
Molecular function (GO): protein binding
Source: RefSeq, a predicted model, not a curated record
AUGUCAUUUGUUGAGCAACUAGACAAUCUGGUAACCAAGUUUGGCGACAAAUCCACACUCCUCACAGACAAAUUUACUAUUCUUUCUGAAAUUCAAGAUUUAUUGGAUGGAAAAUUCGGCAAUGAUUUCGAAUUGUGUAUAAACAAAAUAGUCCCCUCCCUCGUUUCUGGUCUUAAUGAAAUCACAAUUUCCUUUGAUGAAAAUUCUAACGAACAUAAACUGAGACACAAUAUUCUAGAAUUAUUAAACUCAUGUUUUAGUAAUCAAUUAUCAGAGGAACUAGUUAAUAAUGUUUUGGAUUGCUUAUUAAAUAUAUUACCCAAGGAAAAUGAAGAGAAUGGUAUUAUUUGUAUGAGGAUCUUAACUCUUCUAUUCAAAUCAUUUAAAAAUAUAUUACAAGAAAAAGUUGAACAAUUUAUAUGCAUAAUUAUCCAAUGUUAUAAAAAUUCUCGUGAGUUAGUUAAUAAGGAAUUCGAUCAAAAUAACGAUCUUCUUUCCAAUGACAUUGUUCCAUUAAAAGAUCCCUUGUCACAAAAUUUAUUAGAUGAAAAUAUACACUCUUUUAACAGUGAGUUCUCUAAUGAACUAACCACUAUAAAAGAUGAUUUCUCUAUGGCAGACAAUGAAAAUUUGACUGUAAAGAAAGAUACUGAAACCGAUAACAGUUAUACAGCAAAUGUUACUGCUGGUUCAUUAAGAAGUACUAUGCAUUCUUUUAAGGUCUUAUCUGAAUGCCCAAUUACAAUGGUAACACUAUAUUCUUCCUAUAAACAACUAACAAGGACUUCUCUACUUGAGUUUACUCCGUUAGUUUUGGAAUUACUUAAACUUGAAGUUGACAAACAAAGAUUGGCAAGACAAGAAGCUGAAGCUAGAGGAGAAAAGUUUACUGAUGUAGCACCUGGGAUCACCAAUAGAGAAGUUUAUUGUGAAUUCAUUUUAGCUCAAAUUAAAGCAACAUCCUUUUUAGCGUAUGUAUUUAUUAGAGGAUAUGCCACUGAGUUUUUACAAGGUCAUGCAGAAUUUGUUCCUGAUUUAAUCAUUAGAUUAUUACAGGACUGUCCAUCAGAACUUGCAUCUGCCAGGAAAGAACUUUUACAUGCUACUAGACACAUUCUCUCCACAAAUUAUAAAAUGUUUUUCUUAUCAAAACUUCAUUAUUUGUUUGAUGAAGAUGUUUUAAUUGGGAAAGGUUUUACUACAUAUGAGAUACUAAGACCAUUGGCAUAUAGUACCGUAGCAGAUUUUAUCCAUAAUGUUAGAAUGGAGCUUCGAUUAGAUGAUAUAGAAAAGACCAUAAAAAUGUAUACCCGCUACCUGCUAGAUGAAUCAUUAGCCUUUACUGUUCAAAUCAUGAGUGCAAAAUUAUUACUAAACCUUGUGGAAAGAAUUUUAAAAUUGGGAAGAGAAAAUCCUCAAGAUGCACCCAGAGCUAAGAAAAUGCUUAUGAUUAUUAUUAAUGCCUACAUGACAAGAUUCAAGAUUCUAAAUAAACAAUAUGAUAACAUAAUGAAACGCCACAAAAAAUACAUUCAAACACGAGAUGCCAAUUCCAAAGAAAUUAAGAGUUUGGUAGAAAUAGAGGAUAUAGGUAUAGACAUUUACAUGAAAAAAGUAUUCAAGGUGAAAAAUUCUAAUGAAAAUGAUCUUCCUUCACACCAGUUAUCCCAUGUUUCAGAAGCCGACUCUGAAGGUGAUAUAAAAAUGACAGAUGACUUAAAAGUAGAAAAUGACAGUCAAAAUAAACAAAAAAUUGAUGAUAUAUUUGAUCUUCGAUAUUUCAAUUCUAUUAAAAUCAGCCAAAAUCCGAAUACGGACCCCAUCAAAGAUGCAUUCUAUCUUUAUCGUACCUUAAUGUCCUUUCUCAAAACUAUUAUUCAUGAUUUGAAAGUAUUUAAUCCACCACCCAAUGAUUAUACACAAAAUCAUACUAAACUAUGGACUGCCAUAUCUAGAGUCUUCUCUUAUGAAGAAGUAAUUAUGUUUAGAGAACUUUUUCAUGAAUGUAUUAUUGGGCUGAAAUUUUUUGCAAACCCUAACCCACCACAACAGAUCACGAAAAAACAUUUUGAUAUCACUGUUCCAAGCCUACCUGUCACUGCGACAAAGGAUGGUAAAGAAUUAAUGGAAUACCUAGCUUUUAUAUUUAUCCAAUUAGAUAGUACAACAUUCAAUGAAAUUAUAGAAACUGAAAUGGAAUUUAUUUAUGAAAGAAUGCUAGAAGAUUCUGCACUGUUACAUGUUGCACAGUCAUUCCUUACUACUGAAAUUACAUCAGCUAAUUUCUUUAGUAUAUUAUUAAGAUUUUUAAAUACCAAAUUAAAAGAUUUGGGAAAUGUGGAUUUCAAUGAAUCUAAUGUAUUAAUUCGAUUAUUUAAAUUGUCAUUUAUGUCAGUUAAUCUAUUUCCAAACACAAAUGAAUUGGUUUUAUUGCCUUAUCUAAACGACCUAAUCUUAAAUUCUAUAAAGUAUGCAACACAAACAGAGGAGCCAUUAGUAUACUAUUAUCUAAUUAGAACAUUGUUUAGAAGUAUUGGUGGUGGAAGAUUUGAGAAUCUUUAUAGAUCUAUUAAAACCAUUCUUCAACUUUUACUUCAAACAUUAAAUGAUAUGAUAUUAACAGCAAAAUUACCUCAUGAACGAGAAUUAUAUGUUGAACUUUGUAUAACAGUACCUGUACGACUUAGUGUUUUGGCACCGUAUCUUCCAUACUUAAUGAAACCAUUAGUUUAUGCUUUACAAGGAUACCCUGAACUAAUUUCACAAGGGUUAAGAACACUAGAAUUAUGUAUUGACAACUUAACGGCAGAAUACUUUGAUCCUAUUAUUGAACCAGUCGUUGAUGAUGUCUUAAAAUCCCUAUUUAAGUUAUUACAGCCUCAGCCAUUUAAUCAUACUACAAGUCAUACAGUUGUUAAAAUUUUAGGGAAACUUGGCGGUAGAAAUAGAAAAUACCUUAAGCCCGCUAAUGAUUUAGAAAUUAAAGAUGAAUUGAAUUAUGAUCUUAAUGCUUAUUUCAAGGCUAAAGGAAUGCCAAAUGAAUUCGAACUUUCUUUGACAACUGGUGUAGAGUCAGCCUUGGAUAUUAUCAUUAGUUACAAAGCAGAUGUCAGUUACAAAAUUAGUUCUUUUAACUAUCUUUCAAAAAUUUUGAUGCUUUUUUUAAAAUCCUCUAUCGAAUUUCCAAAAGAUUAUGCAGAAUCAACCAAAAAAGUUUUUAAAGCUCAGACUUUGGAUAAAUAUGAUGUGGAGGAAAAUUUUGAGUUAGGACAAUCGAGACCUAAAAAUGAAUAUUCAUAUCAAGAGAAACUUUUACUAAAACUAUUAGAGGCGAUGUUUAUAGCAACUUCUAUCAAAGAAAUAGAAGGAGAAGCAACUCAAUUGUUAAAUCACAUAACUGAUCAUUUUUGUUUAUUGUAUGUUAGCAAUGUAGCAUUAAGAAAAAGAAACUUAAUGAAUUUGUUUAACCUAGAUAUACAACAGCCUGAUUUUUCAUUAGAUAGCACUACUUUGAUUCAUGCUGUUUCUUCAUCAUUAGCCAGUCACAUUCCAGAUGUGCAAAAAAGUGCAAUAUGCAUAAUCAAUAGAAUAUACAAACAAUCUGAAUUAAUAUGUGGCAAAGAGUAUGUUUUUGAAUACUCACUAGUAUACGAGCUAAUAAAGCAAUUUAUGCAUAAUUGUUAUAAAGAGGCAUUCUAUGAUAAAAAGGCAGGUAUUCUAGGUAUCAAAACCCUCAUCAACGACAUUAAGAUAUCUGUUGAUUUCCUUGGAAAGGCCCAACCAGAUCUGGUUAAUGCCUUUUUAUUUGUUUUAAAAGAUACACAAAUUGGUGUUUCUACCCAAAUAACAGAAGAUGCCGAGAGACUAUUAAUUGAAGUUCUUAAAAUUACUCUUAAAGGAGUAUCAGAAACAGAUUUGGAUUCAAAGCUUCUUCAUCAUACUAUAACUGAUAUAUGUAUCGGAUUAAGCAACUCACAAACCAGCGUAAGAAAUGCAUGUCAAAAAUGCCUAACAGUUAUAAAUGAGGUGACAAACAUUCCUGUUGUAAAGUUAAUAGACAGGUCAAAAAAAUUUUUACUCUCACCAAUAUUUGCAAAGCCACUUCGUGCACUUUCUUUUACUAUGCAAAUUGGUAAUAUUGAUGCUAUAACUUAUUGUUUAGGAUUACCUGAUACCUUUUUAACAUUUAAUGAAGAGCUUUUCAGAUUGCUUCAAGAAGUUGUUGUUUUAGCAGAUGCAGAUGAUGAAUCAUUGUCAACAAUUCAAAGAGCAACUGAACAUCAAACAUCUGAACAACUUGUUCAAUUAAGAAUUGCAUGUAUAAAACUACUUACAUUGGCUCUAAAAAAGCCAGAGUUUGCUAUGGCUCAAUCAGGUAACCUCAGAAUUCGUGUGCUGGCUGUAUUUUUUAAGACCAUGCUAAAACCAUCGACUGAAAUUAUUGAUACUACAUACGAAGCAUUGAGGAGUGCUCUAGAAGAAAAUUCUAAACUACCUAAGGAAUUACUACAAAAUGGUUUAAAGUCAAUGUUAAUGAAUUUAUCUGACCAUCAAAAAUUAACUGUAUCUGGACUAUACGCAUUGUCUAAGCUACUUGAAUUAUUAAUCGCAUAUUUCAAAGUCGAAAUAGGUAGAAAGCUUCUUGAUCAUUUGGCUGCAUGGUGUCGUAUUGAGGUCUUAGAUAGUAUAUUUGGCAAAGAUAUCAACAAACAACUCCCAACAGAAAUUAUUUUAGGUAUUAUCAACAUAUUCCACUUACUUCCACCUAAGGCCGACAUGUUCUUAAAUGAUUUAUUAUUAAAAGUUAUGCUCCUUGAAAAAAAAUUAAGAAUUCAAUUAGAUUCACCAUUCCGUCUUCCUCUUGCUAAAUAUUUGAAUAGAUUCCACCAUUCUGUCACAGAAUACUUCAAAAAGAAUAUGGCGUUAAGACAGCUCGUAAUAUUUAUGUGCAAAAUCAUCCAGUACCCCGAAGCAAAAGAACUUGCAGAAUCGUUUGAAGCCGAAAUUCCUAACUUCUAUUCAUAUUAUAUGACCAAUUUGUCCACUAACCAAAUUAGGGCAGUUAGCUUCUUUGCUAACAUAGUUGAUUUAUUUGACACUAUGGCCAAGAUAAAAGGUGAGGACUGGUUAAAGAGUCAAAGUAAUAUGGUGUUUCAAUUAAAAGAUAUGUUAAAUGCAACUUAUCACACUAUAACUUCCAACUCCUUUUUUGUUGACGAAUUACAAUUAGAACAGGCUAUUUCAAAAUUUCAACCAUUAUAUUUAAAGACUAUUUCCUAUCAACAUGAAGAACAAGACACCUUGCUAUUGAGUUUCAUUGAUUUCUGUAUUUUAACAAGUAAUAAAGUUCCUCAUUCAGUUCUUCAAUUCAUCUUUGACAAAUACAUGCUUUCAACAAAAAAUAAUGAAUGUAAUCAAUUUUUAACAAAAGCCAUUAGUCAUAUGGUAAAGUCAAAAAAUAAUGAUAUCCAGAAAUAUAUUGCAAAAAAUAUUGUUAAUAAUAUUUUAGUUUACCAGGGUGUGAUGAAUGGUUCCUUACGAUUGCUAUGUGAUGAUGACAAAAAUUCUGUGGACUGGUUAACUAUGAUUCGUGAUGAUCUCUGGAAACCAAAAGAUUCUAGCAUCCUUACAAUUUCCUCGGAUAAAUUAGAUUUUUAUAGAUUUUUCCUACUUCAAAUUACAGCUUCUUUUAUAAAGUGGGCUCCUACUAUUUUUACUGAUCUUAGAAAAGAUAUUAUUAAGUUUGUUUGGAACUUGUUAAAAUCGGAAGAUAUUCUAAUUAAGCAAUCUGCCUAUUAUGUUAUUUCCUUAUGUAUAUCUAAAUUCGAUUUCCCUACUAAUAUCAUUACACAAGUUCUUGUUGCCUUAAUGAGAAAUUCGAACAGCGAGGGUCGUUAUUUAAUUACACAAUCUCUAAACUCUAUUGCCCCUGUCAUAAAUAGAGAAAUGAAAAAAACCAAAUAUCCUAAGGAAUGGAUUGAUUGGAUUAAACGUGUUCUAUUUGAGAAUAAUUCAAGUCAAAAUAAUAACACAUUAUAUCAGUUCAUGGUAAAUCAUAGUCGUUUACUCUUUGAUUCUAGACAUCUAUUUGUUUCCAACAUUAUCAAUCAUAUGAAUAAAAUCACGUUUGUAAACAAUGCAAAUGCUGAUAUGCAUGCACUAGCUAUCGAUCUGGCAUCACUUAUUUUAACCUGGGAAGAAAUGGCCUUACAAGAAAGCAAAUCAAACAAAGUCGAUACAGAUGGUGAUAUUGAAAUGUCUAAUGCAGAAUUUAGUGAAAAAACCGCUCAAAAAGGCCAAUAUACUAUUCCAAUUCACCAAAGAGAACUUUGUAUUUCAUUUUUGAUUCGUUAUAUCUGUGCGACCGACCAUAGGGCAAGUGAAAGCGAGCAUGGAAUAAAAGCAUUGAACAUUCUCUCUCAGUUAUUAUCGCCAAAACAUUGGUCAGACGUUAAUAUAAAAUUAUCAUAUUUUGAACGAUUUUUUGCAAACGUCGACUUAGUAUCUGAAAAUACUGUGUAUUGCUGCAUCAAUACCAUAGAUGUUUUGUAUAUAUUUAUCCAUAGUCAACAGUCUCAAUGGAUCAUGGAAAAUUUGGCCAUUACUGAAUCUCUUUUAGAAAAAUUGAUCAAAAUUAAUCAUCAUGACAUCCAAGAAUCAUUACAGAAACUAUUGAACAUCAUCUUAAAGUCCAUUAAACUUCAUGAAAGUAGUAUAGCCACACCAGAGGAGAAACCAUUAAAUACUUUUGUUAAGAACUUGAUUGAGACAAUAAGCACUGAUCUACAAGGAACAACUUCUAUCCCAGCUGGUGUCACUUUAGUAUGGACUCUGUUUGUCAACUUCUCAGAAUCCAUUGAUUCCUUAUUACCUCUUAUUAUGAAAAGUUUUAAUAAACUUUGUAAGGAUCACUUGAGUACUUCUCAACCAAAGGAUGCUAUUGCAUUAGAGGAGGCAAAAAUAACUACCACUUUACUUGAAAAAUUACUAUGCCUUCUCUCAACCAAAAUAUCUGCUUUGGGAGAUUCAAGACGUCCAUUCUUAUCGACAAUCGCAUUAUUAAUUGAUCGUUCAAUGGACCAAAAAUUUUUAAGAAAGAUAAUCGACAUUUCAAGAGUAUGGGUGUUUAGUGACGAAAUUUUUCCUACAGUGAAAGAAAAAGCAGCAAUUCUUACGAAAAUGUUAGCAUUUGAAAUAAGAGGUGAACCAUCACUUUCCAAAAUGUUCUAUGAAAUUGUUCUAGAACUAUUUGAUCAGAAAAAAUUUACCAAUACAGAGAUCACGGUAAGAAUGGAACAACCAUUCCUAGUAGGAUCCAAAACACAGGAUCCUCAGAUUAGAAAAAAGUUUAUGUCAAUUCUACAAAAUAGUCUGGAGGAAAAUAUUAAAGAACGUUUAUAUUAUAUUAUUCGCGAUCAAAAUUGGGAAUUUAUUGCUGAUUAUCCAUGGCUUAAUCAAGGCAUUCAACUGUUAUAUGGUUCAUUUGAUAAAGAUCAUAUAUUAGAACCACGUCACAAUAAUACAUUCUUCCUUUCUACCAUGCUUCAUGAGUACUUACCAAAAAAUAGUGAUAUCAAAAUAAAUGAUAAUUUAGAGCCUUUGGAGAAUUUCAUUAAUGAUCACAAAAAACAUAUGGAGAAAUUGUGCACAAUUAAGGCAUGGGAUAUUUUAGAACCAUUAAUCGAAAUAUUCUAUCAAAGUCCAAAAGCUAUUCAAAAGACCUGGUCUAACCUUUUUGUUCAAGUGUAUCAGUGCAUACCAAGAAGUGAAAAGUAUGGAUUUGUGCGUUCUUUGAUUACUCUUUUAUCAAAACCAUAUCAUUCAAGACAGACAAAUACAAGAUUCAACGUUAUAACUAUGCUACUUGAAUCAAUAAGUAAAAUAGAUAGCUUAGAAAUUCCACCACACCUCUUAAAAUACUUAGCUAUAUCCUACAACUCAUGGUACCAAUCUAUCAAUCUCCUAGAAUCUAUGCAAGAGAAUCCAUCUAUAGAUAAUGUCAAAAUAAUAGAAGCUAAUGAAGAUGCCUUGUUAGAAUUAUACCGUAACUUGCAAGAAGAUGACAUAUUUUAUGGUUUAUGGAGAAGACGUGCCAAAUUCAAUGAAACCAAUAUUGCUUUAUCUUAUGAACAAGUUGGCUUAUGGGACAAAGCUCAACAACUUUAUGAAGUUGCUCAGGUAAAGGCUCGAAGCGGUGCAUUGCCCUAUUCUGAAUCUGAAUAUGCUCUUUGGGAAGAUAAUUGGAUUCUUUGUGCAGAAAAGCUUCAACAAUGGGAUAUUUUGACAGAAUUAGCCAAGCAUGAAGGAUUCACCGAUUUAUUAUUGGAGUGUGGUUGGAGAGUGGCUGAUUGGAAUGCUGAUAGAGAAGCACUAGAACAAUCUGUGAAAAGUGUUAUGGAUGUUCCAACACCAAGAAGACAGAUGUUUGAAACCUUUUUGGCUCUUCAAAACUUUGCAGACACCGGAAAAGGAGACCAAGAGAUUAGAAGAUUAUGUGACGAAGGAAUUCAAUUGAGUUUGUACAAAUGGGUAUCCUUACCACAAAGAUAUACAUCUGCCCACAAAUGGCUUCUACAUGGAUUUCAACAAUACUUAGAAUUUCUUGAAGCUACACAUGUUUUUACAAACCUCCAUACUACUACUGCUCAGAACAUUGAUUCUAAGGCUCAAGAAGUAAAAAGAAUAUUUCUGGCCUGGAGAGAUAGAUUACCCAAUGUUUGGGAUGAAAUUGAUUUGUGGAAUGAUUUAGUUACAUGGAGGCAACAUACAUUCCAAGUAAUUAACAAUGCCUAUCUUCCAUUAAUUUCUACAUUACAACAAAAUGGUAGCAGCAAUGCCAUCAACACACAUGCCUAUAGGGGCUAUCACGAACUUGCCUGGAUUAUCAAUCGUUUUGCACAUGUUGCUAGAAAACAUAAUAUGCCAGAUGUAUGCAUAAAUCAACUUGCAAGAAUAUACACCCUACCAAAUAUUGAAAUUCAGGAGGCAUUUUUGAAAUUACGUGAACAGGCAAAAUGCCAUUACGAAAAUAUGAAUGAAUUGACUACAGGUCUUGAUGUUAUUAGUAAUACUAAUCUGGUUUAUUUUGGUACUAGUCAAAAAGCAGAAUUUUUCACACUUAAAGGUAUGUUCUUGUCAAAAUUAAAAGCAUAUGAUGAGGCGAAUCAGGCUUUUGCUACUGCAGUUCAAAUUGAUUUGAACUUAGCUAAAGCGUGGGCUGAGUGGGGCUUCUUCAAUGAUCGCCGUUUAUCUGAAGAGCCCAACAAUAUUAGCUAUGCUAGUAAUGCAAUUAGUUGUUAUCUUCAAGCUGCUGGUCUUUACAAGAAUUCUAAAACAAGAAUUUUAUUAUGCCGUAUUUUAUGGUUAAUAAGCAUGGACGACGCUGCAGGCUCUUUAUCCAAGGCCUUUGAUUCGUUCAGAGGUGAGAUACCGGUAUGGUAUUGGAUAUCAUUUAUUCCACAACUACUUACAUCAUUAUCUCACAAAGAAGCUAAUAUGGUUAGACAGAUUCUAAUCCGUAUUGCAAAGACCUACCCACAAGCCUUACAUUUUCAACUUAGAACUACAAGAGAAGAUUUCGCAGUCAUUCAACGUAGAACCAUGGCUGUUCUUGCAGAUAAAGGAAGUAAUUUAAUUACAUCGCAUAACGAAGACACCCGCCAACCUUGGGAAUACCUUCAAGAAUUGAGUAACAUAUUAAAAACUGCAUAUCCAUUACUUGCUCUUUCUUUAGAAUCUUUAGUUGCUCAAAUAAAUGAAAGAUUUAAAACAACUACUGAUGAAGACUUAUUUAGACUAAUAAAUGUUUUGUUAAUAGAUGGGACAUUCAAUUAUAAUCGUUUACCACUUCCAAGAGAACAUUCAAAGCUUCCAAGCAAUACAGAAACAAAUUUAAUGAGACUUUCUGAAACAUUAUUAGAUCCCCAUAUUAGACCCAAAUUUAAUGCUGAUUUUAUCGAUAGCAAACCAGACUUUGAAGCUUAUUUAAAACGAUUACGUUAUUGGAGAAAAAGAUUGAAGUGUAAACUUGACAGAGCUCCUCAAGUUGAGUACCUUGAACGUAUUUGCCCAAAUUUAAGCAAUUUCCACCACCAAAAGUUUGAAGAAAUUGAAAUUCCUGGUCAGUAUUUGUUAAAUCACAACAACAACCAUCAUUUUAUCAAAAUUGCUAGAUUUUUACCUGACAUUAAAUUUAUACGUGAUACUCAUGCGUCACACAGAGUUAUUAAGAUUCGUGGCCACGAUGGUAGUAUCCACGAAUUUUCAAUCCAAUCUCCUGCUGCCAGACACUCAAGAAGAGAAGAAAGAAUGUUCCAACUAUACCGGUUAUUGAAUGAAAUAUUAUCUAAGAACGUUGAAGCUAGAAGACGUAAUAUCCAAUUUAGCAUUCCAAUUGCUGUACCAUUAUCUCCUCAAAUUCGUUUAAUGAAUGAUAGUUCAUCUUUCACGACACUUCACAAGAUUUAUGACGAGGCUUGUUCUAAGAUGAAUAUUGAUCCUGAUAAUAUUCAAGACUUUAUUUUCAAAGAAUUAAACAAUGCUUACGAUAAAUCAUUGCCAACACCCGAUAUAACAUUAGUGAAAAUUGAGAUUUUUAAUUCCAUUCAAUCUCUAUACAUUCCUUCCUCAAUGCUGAAGAAUUACUUCACUAACUUAUACAAUCAAUUCGAGGACUUCUGGUUAUUCCGUAAAAACUUCGCAUCUAAAUAUGGCUCAUUUACACUUUUGUCAUAUAUGACAAUGAUUAAUAAUCGUACACCAAGUAAGAUUCAUGUCGAUAAAAAAUCAGGUGAUGUAUUUACAUUGGAGAUGCUACCAUCGAGGUAUCCAUUUGAGAGAGUUAAACCAUUACUGAGAAAUGCUGAAAUCAACCUCCCACCAGACGCUCCAAUUUUCCAUAAUAACGAACCAGUACCAUUUAGACUAACACCAAACAUUCAAAAAUUGAUUGGUGAUUCCGCAUUAGAGGGCAUAUUCUCGAUUGAUCUAUUUACAAUAGCAAGGGCAUUGCUUGAACCAGAGAACGAAUUAAACACUUAUCUGACUUUAUUUAUCAGGGAUGAAAUAAUUUCAUGGUAUAGUAACUUACACCGUCCAAUUAUUGAAAAUCCACAAUUGAGGGUUAUGGUACAAACUAAUGUUGACUUAUUAAUAAAGAGAGUAGCACAACUUGGACAUUUAAGCUCUACUCCGACAGUAACAACCCAAGUUGUCUUGGAUCUGAUUGCAUUAGCCGUUAAUCCAAGAAAUUUGGCUGCUACAGACGUAAGUUACAUGGGAUGGUUUUAG